Messenger RNA from Ictidomys tridecemlineatus (thirteen-lined ground squirrel), 5854 nucleotides. RefSeq names its product regulator of G protein signaling 6 (gene Rgs6). Lineage: Eukaryota; Metazoa; Chordata; Mammalia; Rodentia; Sciuridae. Gene Ontology annotation, molecular function: GTPase activator activity. Gene Ontology annotation, biological process: intracellular signal transduction; G protein-coupled receptor signaling pathway; positive regulation of GTPase activity. Gene Ontology annotation, cellular component: neuron projection; cytoplasm. The record is from RefSeq and is a predicted model, not a curated record.
CCUAAGAUCACCUUGACGCCACUAAACUUUCCCUACCAGGACAGCUAAAACUGAUGAAAGGGAUCUCCGCCUGGUUGAAUCAGUCUCUCAGCAGCUACUAGAGCGCCAGGAAUCUCCAGAUUUGUUUUUCCCCCGGUGAACUCCGGUCCGCACCUUCCGCGGCUCUGGAAACAGUGUGAGAGAAGACACUCAGGAUGGCUCAGGGAUCCGGGGAUCAAAGAGCAGUGGGGAUUGCUGAUCCAGAGGAGAGUUCUCCCAACAUGAUAGUCUACUGCAAAAUCGAAGACAUCAUCACAAAGAUGCAAGAUGACAAGACGGGAGGAGUGCCCAUCAGGACAGUCAAGAGCUUUCUCUCCAAAAUCCCCAGUGUCGUCACAGGUACUGACGUCGUGCAGUGGCUCAUGAAGAACCUGUCCAUCGAGGACCCAGUUGAAGCAAUACACUUGGGAAGCCUUAUCGCCGCCCAGGGCUACAUCUUUCCAAUCUCCGACCACGUUCUCACCAUGAAGGAUGAUGGUACCUUCUAUCGUUUCCAGGCUCCUUACUUCUGGCCUUCCAACUGCUGGGAACCUGAGAACACUGACUAUGCCAUCUAUCUCUGCAAGAGGACCAUGCAGAAUAAAGCGAGGCUGGAACUGGCUGAUUAUGAAGCCGAAAACCUAGCAAGACUCCAGAGGGCGUUUGCAAGGAAGUGGGAAUUCAUCUUUAUGCAAGCAGAGGCGCAAGUAAAGAUAGAUCGGAAAAAGGACAAGACGGAACGGAAAAUUUUGGAUAGUCAGGAACGUGCCUUUUGGGAUGUCCACAGACCAGUGCCAGGCUGUGUGAACACCACAGAAAUGGACAUCAGAAAAUGUCGGCGUUUGAAGAAUCCACAAAAGGUUAAAAAGUCCGUGUACGGUGUGACCGAAGAGUCCCAGUCUCAGAGUCCUGUGCACAUACCCAGUCAGCCAAUUAGGAAAACUACAAAAGAGGACAUCCGGAAACAGAUAACAUUUUUGAAUGCACAGAUUGAUAGACACUGUUUGAAAAUGUCCAAAGUGGCUGAAAGCUUAAUUGCCUACACGGAGCAGUAUGUGGAAUAUGAUCCUUUCAUAACGCCCGCGGAGCCAUCUAAUCCCUGGAUCAGUGAUGACAUCGCCUUAUGGGACAUAGAGAUGAGCAAAGAGCCCAGCCAGCAACGAGUAAAAAGAUGGGGUUUCUCUUUCGAUGAGAUACUGAAGGACCAGGUGGGGCGGGACCAGUUCCUUCGAUUCCUGGAGUCCGAAUUCAGUUCAGAAAACCUCAGGUUCUGGCUGGCUGUCCAAGAUCUCAAGAAACAACCGCUACAGGAUGUGGCCAAGAGGGUGGAAGAAAUCUGGCAAGAGUUUCUGGCUCCAGGAGCCCCCAGUGCAAUCAACCUGGAUUCUCACAGCUAUGAGAUAACCAGCCAAAAUGUCAAGGAUGGAGGGAGAUACACCUUUGAAGAUGCCCAGGAGCAUAUCUACAAGCUGAUGAAAAGUGACAGUUAUGCCCGCUUCCUCCGGUCCAAUGCUUACCAGGACAUGCUGCUGGCCAGGAAGAAGCCAGAAAGUGAGCAAGGUCGUAGAACUUCCCUAGAAAAGUUCACUCGCAGUGUGUGCUGCUGGCGCAGAGUCAGAAUGGCCGCUGCAUUUCACCCCCGAGGUGGCUUCCUUCCAGCAGUGGGGAAAGUCGCUGGCGGGCAAGCGCCUCACCGGCCUGAUGCAGUCCUCCUGAGUGUCCCCACCACAGGGCCAGGGCCCGGGCCCUCAGAGCACAAGGGCAGGCGGCGGCGCUCCACAUCUGCGGACAGAGUUUCCUUGCGGGGAGAUUUGGUCACUGUGAAGGAGAAAGAGUGAGGGCCAUGGAGGGCGAUGGUGGGGAGACUUGGUGGGUGAACGGGGACACCAGGAAGCAUCCACAGACCUGGGCCAGCAGGGAGAGGCUCCUGUUUGCACCCUCUUCCUUGUACAGUUGUGCGCCAGCACUCCGUCUACUUGGAGGCCCUGUUUCUAACUGAGUCAGGAGACAGCAGCUCACGGGAUUCCUGUCGGACUAUCACUUGAGAUUAUAUUCUUAUUAUCCUCACUCCUCCUGCUGCCUGGGGGAGUCACACCCGCCAGCACAUGCAAGAGGAGCCAGUGGACCCUGGGCACGUCCAGUAUUAUGCAUCGCCCCUCUCUGGUGCCCCCACAGGGUGCACCUUCGUCACAGCCACCAUGACCCGCCCCAGCCCCCCACCCUGACUCUGUGGCCACCUGGGUAUGACCAGCCAGCACCAGGCACAGCUCCCACAUAAUAUGUCCAGAUCCUGUUUUCAGUGCGAAGGCGACCUCACCUCACCUGCUUUCCACCCACUUUGAGACCAACUUUCAAAGAGGUCUCCACGGGUGCGGUGGCAGCCCUUGGGUCCCAUCAGAUGUCUCAAGGGCCCAUCACUGGAGGAUGGGAGAGCACUGGUGCAGAUGGAAGAGCAUGUCGAUGAGCAGCCAUGGAGGUUCUGAUGACCAUCUUUUAAGAAAAUUAUUAUUUCAUUUUUCCUGUCUUUGCACCCUCGCUCCUUGGUUUGUUCCCUCACAUUUUACUUAAAAUAAACACGGCCGUGAACUUCAGGGGCCAUUGGGAUUCUCCCCUCUGGCAGCCUCAGGUGGAAGCUGGGAGGGCUCCGGCCCGGGAGGUGGCCAGAUUGAGACCUGGAAGCCCCUAGCUGGUGGCAUUCUGGUACGCACAGCCAGAUCCUUGCUGGGUCAGGCGUCAGUUGUUCCUGAAGCUUCGGCAGAGUGUGCUAUGGCAGGUCCAGGCCAGGGCCACGUGGUUCCCUUCCCAGUCUCAAUCUGAGGGCCAGCCAGAGAGCACCCUGUUAAACAAAGCCUGUCAUCUAGGAGAAAGCAAAGUCUGAGAAAGAUCCCCUGGGUUCCUUGUGUGAGUGUGCACGUGUGUGUGUGUGUGUGUGCACGCGUGCGUGCGUGUGUGCGUGUGAAAAUGACUUUGCCAACGUGGCUGUGAGGACGUGUAUAUAGAGCACCAAGUCAGGUGCCUGACACAUAGUAGGUGCUUAGCAAAUGGUAGCUAAUACUGUCAUCGUCGUCACUGUUGUUAUUGUGAUACCCACGAGACCUCGGGCAGAGCUGUAUUGAGCAAGCUGUUUCUGAAUUCAGACACUCAACCACCCCUACCUGCUACGACGAUCCUCCUUUGAUCUAUUUUUGGCCACAGGUGAAAAAGAAAUCUCCCUUGGGAGUGUAUAAACAGAAAACAUAGAAGGAAAAAAGUGAUCCUUGGUGUUUCUUUACUCAUGCAGGAAAAUGCACCAGCUGGUGACCAAAGGCUCAUUGGAUCGCCAUCCCAGCCUUCUGGGUGCUUCCCUAUGACCCAUCUUUCCAACCCCCAACCUCCGAGUCCUGUCUUUAUCUGCUUCCACACAACCCUGUCCCCAGACCCCCACUCUCCCAUCCCUCACAAUAGAGCCAUCAGGAACAUUAGGAGUCUCCAUUAUGGGGUAUCCUCAUGGGUUCUUCCCUCCCGGCUGUAGUUCUUGUCUCUUCAGAUACAGGAAAGUAAAAAGAUGACAUGUGUGGGCUCCUGAGAGAGUUUUCAAAGGGGCAAGACAGACCCAGAUUCUCGGUGGGCACACCCACACUCUCAGCACCAAGCCCGGCACUAGCAGAUACUUGGUAACUACCUGAGUAAAUGAAUGUGAUGAAGCCUUAUCUCAAUGACAGGGUCUCAAAAGGGGCCUCUUUCCACUUCUUUUAAAUCCCCUUUUUAUUUAUACGCACUUCCUGUUUCAGAACAAAGUUAUGGUCCAAGUUCAUUUGCACCCAACAUUGUCCCAACUGUGCUGAUAGGGAGGCGUGUGGACAAGGAGGGUUCCCAAGCAGUGGGCACCUUUGUACCUUCAGUUAUUCAGGGGAAGGGGUCUGGCUGCCUUCUGCCCCUCCCACAGGCUGCAGAGGACAUCCUAGGUCAGGCUGUGGACAAGGCAGGGUCGGCUUCCUGGCCAUGACUUCUGCGCCCCUUCCUUCCCCCCAACUCUUUACUGUUGCUCCUGAGCUAUGCUGGCCUGAGAACUGACCUUCACCAUGGAGGACCCUAAAGGGCCCAUCCAGAGCCAGAUGGACUGUGGCCCUGAGAUAGAACAAGCUCAAGGAUUCUAACCACCUUGGGGACAUCCAGAGGGGAGGACAAUGACAGCAGAGGCUCCACAGAGGUGAGGAUACCUCAGAUGGAUUCAAACCCAGAGCAAUAACCCCCUAAUCCUCACCUUUUUUUUUUUUUUUUGGCAGAAGCAGGCAUGGUCCUGUGACCACCACCAUAUGUGCUCCUCAGUAGAUCCAACAGGGGAAGGAAGGAAGUGGGGCAGGCUGCUUCACCCAAGUUUGCCAGUCCAAGGCCAGCCUACCACUCAGACCUUUUAAUGCAAGGAUUUAGAAAAUCGAGUCUUGGCCAGUUCCCCAUUGGUCUGGUGGACAUGGCCAACAUUCCAGGCUAGGUUAGAGGUUUGAAGGUAGUUCUGUAGCCAAGUAGAUCCUCUGUCCCAUCCUGUCCCCUAAAACCACCUGAGCUUCCCUGCCUGGGCAUGGCCUCUGAGCCUAAGAUGCUUCCCCCUGAGGGUUCGCAGGGUAAAUAUCAUUUUGAUGGACGAUGGCCAAAGUAUCAAGACAGCCUUAUCAAGUGACCACCAACCCCUCUAGGCAAGACACACGGGCCCCAGGGAUGAAACAUCUGAAUGAAUUAACCUUCCCUGCCUGGGAAGAGGACAACAGGUAUAAAUGCCUAGUGGCAACCAGAUGGCCUGAGCCAAGCAGCUGGAACUCUCUAGGUUGGGGGAAGGCUCCUGCUCUCCCAGAAAGUGAUGUCCCAACUUUGUCCUCCUGGGAAGGUGUUACAAUACCGCAGAGGCCCAGCUGCCAAUGCAAUUGACUGGGCCUGGGUUCCAGGUUCUCCACUGCUGAGUGGUCAGUACCAGGCCGACACCUCAGAAGGGCCUCUUGCAACUCUGGGUUGCUAACUGACUAGCUGAACAUGUAGGGACAUGCUCAGGGGUGCUCCCCUAUCAGGAUUCUUGGUAUGUUCAAACUACCUCACCAACAGGACACUGACCCAGGAGCCUGCCUCCCAUCUGGCUCCCUGGCUGGUUUUUGGAAAUGGAUAUUUUUCCUAAAAUGCAUCCCUCCUGUUCUGUUCCAAAUGCACAGGCUUCAAAAGCCACCACCAGGAAGCCUUCCCAGAAGGUAGAAAGGACUGAGGGUUAUUGGUCUUUGGGUCUUGCAGAAUGUAGAAGCUGGGAAGCCCUGGGCUGGGGGAAAAUAAUGUGCCAUCACUAAAAAGGAUCUGGCUGAGAUGAAUGUGUAGCAAGGACCAUGAAAUAGUCAAACAGUGGCCAAAUUAAUCACUAAUAACUCGCCACAGGAACCUCUGAAGGGAGGCCUGUGCUCAUGUAACCAUGGCAACAGCAGACGCCAGCAACUUACUCAUUAGUGCCACCCAGUAAUAAGGCAUCCCCUGGGCAAGACCAGGGGCCAUAAAGUAGCAAAGUAGCAAAUGUAGCAAUAAGGGGCCCAGGGCCCCAAAGGGGCAGGGCCUAAAUUACUAGGGCUUAGCCCUCUCCCUAGCCCCUGUAAGGGCUCAGAGCCAGCUGCUGCCAGCUGUCUGGGGAGAGGAGGCCCUGCACACCCCAGGGCCUGACCUGUAUUCUAUGCCCACUUACUGCAUGAUCAUGGACACAUUGGAAUGGCCUCCUCAUAGUGCAUGUGGUUCUCAUUAGUUUAUUUUUCUGGAAUUGGGGGAUUGGACCCCAGAACCAAACAGGCUGGUAAUAGUUUUAAAAUAAAUGACUUGAACCCACUACAAUCUA